Molecule: messenger RNA, 615 nt
Organism: Limanda limanda (common dab)
Lineage: Eukaryota; Metazoa; Chordata; Actinopteri; Pleuronectiformes; Pleuronectidae
Product: thrombin-like enzyme contortrixobin
Exons: 5
Coding region: 1-615 (204 amino acids)
Biological process (GO): proteolysis
Molecular function (GO): serine-type endopeptidase activity
Source: RefSeq, a predicted model, not a curated record
AUGGCUCGUCUCACAACUCUUCUCUUUGCCAUGUGGCUUGGUGUGACAGUGAGCACAGUGGUGGAUCUGGAGAAGAGAGUCCCCGGAGGACAACCGUGUCUAUCAAAUGAGCGUCAGUACAAUGUCCCGCUGGUAGACACUAAUGGAAACAAUUUCGUGUGUAGCGGCUCUCUGAUCACUAACCAGUGGAUUCUGACUGCAGGUCACUGCUUUGUGCCAGGACGGACGUACACCGCAUAUAUAGGCAAGCAUGGUGGUACUCUUCAAGAAGUGCAGAUCACAGAUCCACCUGUGAUCUUCGCAGACGACAUCUACGGCACACAACACGACCUCAUGUUACUGAAGCUGCCUGCAGCAGUUGUUGGUAUAAAUCCUGUACCAGAUCCCGACUGUGGAAAUCCUCCCAAGAUAAAUGAUAAGGUUCAGAUUGCAGGUCACGGUUCCAUACAGAUUGGCCCACAAAAUGAAAGAAGUGUGGUAGUGAGCACAGUGGUUGAUCUAGAGAAGAGAAUCCUAGGAAUCCUAUCCUCUAACGCAAAGGUCUUCAACAGGGGGUCCGCGACCCCUAGGGGGUCCGCAGAGGUACUGCGGGGGGUCAAAUCUUUGGUUGAUUAG